GAUUUCAGACUGAAUCACAUCAGAUUGGAAGCCGAUAGAGAAACGAACGACGAACCAGAUAGGUAAUUUCGGAUCUUUUUUCAAAGUUGUGAAUUGUGACGAAAUAAAAGGACGAGUUGUUGGGAGCCAUAAUUCCGAGUAAAGAAAAAAAAAAGUCCGACGACGAAUCUUUCGUCGUUUUGGGUUCAACUCCAACGCCUUCGAUGGAGAACUACUUCCCCUCUGAUGAACAACCGAGGCAACCCAUGACCGAUUCGUCCAUGGGCGAGACCCAUUUCAGCCUGUUCCAGACAUUCCCGAGCUUGAUGAAAUCAUCGAUGCCGAUCGACGAGGUAAAAGUACUGCAGCAUUUGAUGACCGAGCACGCUCAAAUGAAGGAAAAUCUUCAGAUGGCAAACGCUGCAAUGCGUAAUAAUUUUACAAGUUUUCAAAAGUGGCAGGAUGAUAUUGAACACAAAUACGCCAAUCAAAAUCGUGUUAUCGAUGAACUCCGCGCUAAUCUAGAGCAAUUAGAAUCAGAUAACAAAACUCUUCAGCAAAAGUUAAAUCUGUCCGAGGAAAACGUUCGGAAAAUAAAACUUGAAAAUGAUGCCCUACAGAAGCAACUAAAUGAUUUUCCCGACCUAGAAAAUGUCUUGGGUACAGCUCAUGAGGCUGAAUUACAAGAUCUCAGAAAGGAGCUUUCUGAGAAAGAAUCGGUCCUGCAGAAUAUGGCCAAAGAGAUUGAACGUCUUCAACUUGAAAAGCGUGAAUUGGUGGUGGUUCCUUCGGACAAACCACACCAGAUGGAUCUGGGUGUUGUUACCGUAGAAGAGCGAGAAAUGUCGGUCGUGGUAGCUGAGAAUUUGGAGUUUGAAGAUAUGAGAAAAAUCAACGUCGAUGAAGUCAACUGCUUGGAAGCAAACAUUUCGGCUGCUGAGGAGAUGGAAAAACAUCCUCUCGAGAAGGAGCACAUGUUUAAGGAUUUGCAAACUAGAGAUGUAUCCUUGUCGGAGAACAUUCACGAAUUGAACACGUUAAGCGGCAUUGUGUUCGGCAGGAUUCAUCCCUUCAGCUGCUUGCAUAUUUUUUAGAUUGCACCAUUUCUUUUUAUUUUCCACCACUUUUAAUUUCACACGUCUUUCACUUAUAACUUCCUUCUACAAAAUGAUUUUCCGCUCUCCCUUUUUUACCGAAACGGAAAUUAUACCACAACCCUCUCGCUCAUGCAUUUGCUCUCAUAAAACAUUUAUACCACUUGUCUAAUUUGCUACAAGGGCUCGGUUCAAUAUCUCAAUCUGGGAAUACACACUCCACAAA
This is a messenger RNA of Uranotaenia lowii, 1299 nucleotides long. RefSeq names its product kinesin heavy chain-like. Lineage: Eukaryota; Metazoa; Arthropoda; Insecta; Diptera; Culicidae. The transcript is spliced from 3 exons. The coding region runs from base 204 to 1073 and encodes 289 amino acids. The record is from RefSeq and is a predicted model, not a curated record.